UUACAUUAUGUUUGAGUUUAUCUCAUAUCAACUUUCUAAGCUUCCUUAAAUCAAAAGUAUUCAAAUCCUUUAUUCAAACUCUGCUCCACAGAAACCCUAAUUCACAUGUAGAAACACACACAAAAAAGCAAAGAUAAUAUAAGAGGAAAAUAUAAAGAUAAUAUUCAUUUAUUUAUGUAUACCUUAAAUAAAAAGCUAAAUGCAAAUGGUAGACCACUAAGUUCAAUAGUGGCUGUGAAUUAAAUGUAUAAAAACUACUUUAUGAACGUUGCACAUAACCUUAGCCACAGAAAAAGUGCAAAGCAACAACAUACUAACAAACCAACUUCCCCAUUUUUAAUGGUGCAGAAACAGGAAGAAAUAUAGAAAGCAGACAAGAAUGCAGUUUCACCUUCAGUGAAGAGAUUCACUGAAGACAAAACAGAGUUUCAGUAUUUUUAUGAACCUCCUGCGUAAAUGUCUCUUACCUGUUUGGAAUGGACUGAAUAUGUCAAGCUUCGAAUCAGGAUGUUUGUUUUCAUCUGGUUAAUCAUGUUUCUACCUACUAACAACGAUGCAUUACAAUGGAAAACGUCCUGUCAACAGGAAGGUCAUUGUAUUACUUUCAAUGAGGAUGAAAUAAGAGCAGAAGCUGGACUCUGUGCUGUGAUACCAUGCUCUUUCACAUCUGUCUUUGCACCAGAACAUAUUAUUUGGUAUAAAUGUGAACCAUCAGAGGUCAAAUGUGACAAGUCUGAGUCUAUAUUUAACUCUGACAAGAACAAAGAAAACAUUCAGCCUGGGUUCAAAGGUCGUGUGUCACUGAUGGAACCAAAUGUGAUUCAGAAAAACUGUAGCAUCAUGAUCAAUGAUCUCAAAAAAUCUGAUUCUGGAUCGUAUCAGCUCAGAGUUGAGGGAUUAAAUGAUGGAUUUACAUAUGUUAAAAAAACAAAACUCUUAGUAACAGAUCUGAACCAGAAGCCCUCCAUGAUGAUUCCUCCACUGACUGACCGACAGCAGGCCACUCUGACCUGCACUGCUCCUGGUCUCUGCUCUGGGUCUCCUCCAAAAAUCACCUGGAUGUGGAGAGGAAAAGGAGAGAAAGACUCUUACAUCAUAGGAAACAUUACUGCUUUAAAAACUGAGAAUCUGACUGCUUUCACAAAGAGACACGUCUCAACUCUGACCUUUAACUCUUCAGCUGAUCACCACAACACCAAUAUAACCUGUGGCGUCAGCUUCACUGGCAGCAUAACUGCAGAAGAGACUGUGACUCUGAAUGUGAAUUAUGUAAGAAAACCUCAGAUUUCUGGCAGAGCAACAGUUAAAGAGGGAGAUGUUCUGAAUCUGACCUGCAGUGUGGACAGUUUUCCUCCCUCAGUUAUCUGCUGGAGUAAAUCUACAAAACAAGCUGAACACCAGAGCCACAAUCUAAUCAAAGUGCAUGGCCGUCAUGAAAUCUGUCAUCAGGAUACGAGUAUAAUUUUCUUGUUUUCCGUCACUAAUGUGACAGCUGAAGAUGCUGGACUUUACAUCUGCUCAGCACAACACCUGAACUACACUCUGAGAGAAGAAAUUAAUGUAACAGUGAAAUAUGUUAGAAAACCUCAGAUAUCUGGCAGUGCAACAGUCAUGGAAGGAGACCAUCUGAAUCUGACCUGCAGUGUGGACAGCGUUCCUCCAUCAGUUAUUAAAUGGACUAAAUCUGGAGCAAACGCACAUUGCCAGGACAAUAUUUUCAGCAAAGCAGAUAACAGCACUGUAAUCUACCGGCUGGGACAACGUGGACAUGUCUCUUUUUCCAUCAUGGAUGUAACAGUAGAAGAAGCUGGACGUUACAUUUGUACAGCAACAUAUCAGAAUGACAGCACAACAGAAGAAAUUUAUGUUAAAGUGAAUUUUAAUCAUGUGAAACAUUGUGCGUUUGGCAGUGGAGCUCUUCCCUGGGUUGUUGCUGGUGUUUCACUCAGUGUUCAUCUUUUCUCUAUGAUCUACUUGUACCACAUUUGGAACACAAGAAAAAAGGCUGAACCCACUGAAGAUAAUCACAUUUACAUGUGUAUGCAAAAAGCCAAUGAAUCAGCAGAGUAGAAUGUUAUUGUUCAAUGACCACACUGACGUGUUGUCAGGGAUUACUGUCAAUUGGAUGCUACAUCCUGAAACUAGAUUCAUAUCACUACUGUUUUAGACACAACAGAAAACAACAUGUGGUCUAUGUUUCCUGGAGUAGAGAAAUCUGUCCCACUAAAAUUGUUAAAAAUACAGACAUAGUAACUGUCUUAGCAUAAGAAUAAAAUAUAUCAUGAAAACAACUGGAAAGAAAAAAUGAGGAUCUCCCAAUUUAUUUGUAAUUAGUUUUGUUUUCCCUUCUAGAUUUUGCUACUGAAGUUAUAUU
Gambusia affinis (western mosquitofish) is the source of this 2374-nucleotide messenger RNA. Its product is annotated as sialic acid-binding Ig-like lectin 14. Lineage: Eukaryota; Metazoa; Chordata; Actinopteri; Cyprinodontiformes; Poeciliidae. The record is from RefSeq and is a predicted model, not a curated record. The coding region runs from base 457 to 2070 and encodes 537 amino acids. The transcript has 8 exons.